AUGCCCAUGGCGGCGAUUCACACUUAUCAAAAUCUCGACGUUAACCAAAAGUUAACGCAGCUGCAGAACCCCGCACCGAGACGCUUAGCACCGGCUCCAGUAGACACAGCGCGUUGUAAAAAGAAAUCUUAUAUUCAUCAGCCUUACCCGAUUCAACCAGCGUCUGUGGCCCGAAGAAACGCCAGGGAAAGGAAUAGAGUGAAACAAGUUAACAAUGGAUUUGCAGCCCUUCGACAACAUAUUCCUUCCGCUGUCACGGCUGCUUUAGCGGGUGGCAGAGGAUCUUCCAGAAAACUGAGUAAAGUUGAUACGUUGAGGCUCGCUGUUGAAUACAUUAAGAGCUUGAAACGUUUAUUAGAUGAGAGUGAAGAAGGAUGCUCAGAAACUCAAAUGAGUUUGGGCUUAAGUGGUAAUGGACCACAAACACCUCCGUCUUCAGACGAGUCUCAUUCACCUGCACCUUCACUAAUAUCAGAAAGUUCGACAGGGCCAACCUGUCACGACGCUUACGAUUCCUAUGAACCGAUGAGUCCUGAAGAUGAAGAGUUACUUGAUGUUAUUACUUGGUGGCAACAACAAUGA
Messenger RNA from Melitaea cinxia (Glanville fritillary), 582 nucleotides. RefSeq names its product achaete-scute complex protein T3-like (gene Ash1). Lineage: Eukaryota; Metazoa; Arthropoda; Insecta; Lepidoptera; Nymphalidae. Gene Ontology annotation, molecular function: DNA-binding transcription factor activity, RNA polymerase II-specific; RNA polymerase II transcription regulatory region sequence-specific DNA binding; protein dimerization activity. Gene Ontology annotation, biological process: developmental process; regulation of transcription by RNA polymerase II. Bases 1 to 582 code for a protein of 193 amino acids. The transcript has a single exon. The record is from RefSeq and is a predicted model, not a curated record.